Molecule: messenger RNA, 3240 nt
Organism: Pteropus alecto (black flying fox)
Lineage: Eukaryota; Metazoa; Chordata; Mammalia; Chiroptera; Pteropodidae
Gene: WDR64
Product: WD repeat domain 64
Exons: 27
Coding region: 1-3240 (1079 amino acids)
Molecular function (GO): protein binding
Source: RefSeq, a predicted model, not a curated record
AUGGCUACCAAGAAGGAAAAGCGUCUCAACAUUUCACGUCAGAUUAAGUUCAAGACAGCCCUGAAUGGGUUUGAAAAAUUGGUUGAACAUAUAGUAGCCCAGAAAAAAGACGAAAGAGCAGGCCUGUUUGUCAGAAAAGAAGAUGUGAUUGAUUAUGACAAGUUUUAUGCAGCAGUACAGGAACUCUUUGGUCCAGAAGUGAAGAACCAAGACGUGAAAUGCUUUUAUAGGAAACUCUGCAACAACCCCGAUGCACCUAUGGACUGGUGUGAGAUCUUUGGAUAUUUCUCCUCUGAAGAAGAUUCUCUUGCUUCCCAGCUGGAUGAAGAAAAUUUGGUUUUUCUUGUUUCUAGAAAACAGCGAGUUGUAAUUUCAGGUAGCAGAAGACGAGAUGUUAUUAAGUGCAUUGUCAAGAUUCCUCAGUUGGAUUUACUGAUAGCAGCUUCUCAGAAAGGAUUAAUAACCGUCUUUAAUAGCCAGGAUACCUCCUGGAUUACAGGAUGUGACUACCUCGCACAGCUGAAACGAAUUGUUGCCACUACAGAAAGGACCAUUAUUGUCUGGGAUUAUAAAGCUCAAGGGAACAGCCAGGAAAACUAUUUUGUCAUAAAGCCUAUGGAUCAUUGCCUCCUUUGUGUGUGUGUAGUGUCUCUGCCUGACCAUCUCUGCCGAGAUGACAUCCUCUUGGGGGAUGAUGGUGGUUUUGUGAACAAAUUCACAGUAAACAGUGAUGACUUUGGAUUAAAGCAGGCAAAAUCCAAAAAAAAAUCACAAAAUCAGAUCUUAGACUCGAAGAACUUUAAAAGUGUGAAAAGGAAGCUACAUAAUGACUGGGUUAUGAAAAUUAGAUAUAUUUCAGCCCUAAAUUGCUUUGGAUCCUGUUCUUUAGACAGUGUUCAUUCGUUAGUUUUGGAAUCCUUGAAGAGACUGGAGGAUAAUUUGCCUGUCAGAGAGUUUUCCAUGCCAAGAGGAGCAAACACUUUCUGUUACUGUAUAAAAGCAAAUGUGAUUGUCACUGGAGGAGAAGAUAAAGUGCUCCGGCUGUGGCACCCCAAUAUCAGCACCAAGCCAGUGGGCAAACUUGUGGGGCACAUGUUCAGUAUCACCGAGAUAGUAACGAAUGAGAAGGAUCAACUCGUCAUCAGCCUUUCCUCUGCAAAGGUUUUCAGGGUGUGGGAUAUACAGACUCUUUCACUAUUACAAGUCUUCCACGACAGCCAAGGAGGCCCCGGGGACAUGCAGAUUUAUUCCAUGAUAUAUGACUCCAAUCACGGCAUGCUUAUUACAGGAUCUAGUGUUAUUGACAUGUAUCCAUUGACUAAGAUGAUACAGGAUACAAAACAGGUUCCUCACACUCAUGAACGAGAAAUCAAUGUCAUGCUUUACAACAAAUAUUUUCACCAAGUACUUACAAUCUGUUCCGAAUCCAUAAUUAAGGUUUGGGAACUUGAGACUGGCCUCCAAAUAUACCAGAUUUUAGACCCUCAUGGCUUCAAUGUGGAACUAACUUCUGCAGCUAUUGAUGAAAGCGGAUUUCUUUUUGCCACAGGAGCAUAUAAUGGAACAGUGAAAAUCUGGGACUUUGGCAGCGGCCAGGAGAUGAAGGUGCUGCCGGAGGGCAAGGACUGGAAGGAGGAGGAGCACUGGCUGAAACGCCUGAUUUUCCUGAAGGCGCAGAAGCACCAGCACUUGGUCCUGGCCUUGGAGCGCAACGGGAGGAUCAAAAUGAUCCAGGGUAAGGAAGAUGAUAUUUAUCUCAUGGUGAUAUGGGAGCUGCCUGAUGUCGUGCCUGUCCUACAAGACAGGAAUCAUAUUGUGCACCUGAAGACAUCCACUAAAGAUAGGCCCGUGGCUCUUCCUUUCCCAGAUGUCAAGUUGAUAGUUGAGAAAAACGUUCCUCAACAUGUUAAUAAUACUGCUGUUAGUAGAGAAGUGAACUGCAUUGAUUUAUUACAAGUAGAAGGAUAUAAUUUGAUAGCUGCUGGAACCUUAAAUGGUGCAAUCAUCUUAUGGAAUUUUGUAACAUCUACUGUCAAAGAACUGUACAGACCUGAAGACUGCUUCACUGCAGACCUUGACUUGGAUCCCAAACGCUUUAGAAUUAAUGACAUACUAUUCCUCUUUCGUACCCCUGAAUGUGCAAGGCGAUCAAGUCAGGAUUCCGUAUGUUCUUCAUCCCAAUGUGAUUCUAGUAAAGGUCCACAGAGUAGCAAGGGAAGCAAGCAGAGUGUACAUGACAGUGAGGUUAAGGGUGAGCAAAUAGAUGCCAUGAUGGGAGAGCAACAGCCAGUGAGCAAAAGGUUUCCUGAAGACACCAACCUAACAGAUACCCAGCCACCUAUCCUUGCCACCGCACAUGAAGAUGGACACCUCCGCUUGUGGACUAUCGAGGGAAGACUACUGAAAGAUAUGCUACCUUUUACAAAGCAUUCUGCCAUUUCUCUGACAUCUCUGCAUGUUGACUCCUGUGCCAGGAUUCUACUGACGGGAAAUGUGGAAGGACACAUUAUCCUUUCCAGUAUUGGUUCCUUCCUGGAUCCACCUCAUGAUGAAAAGAAAUUCAAGCAGCUGCUUGCCUGGCGUGCUCAUUCUUUAGAAAUUAUUCAAGUAAUCUAUGUAGAAGAAAAACAAGUGGUGCUUACUGCCUCCAUCGAUGGCUCAGUAAGGCUCUGGCAUGCCCAGAAUGGCCAUUACUGUGGAUAUUUUGGACAGCAAAGAUUCUUUGAAAUAUCACAGACAAGUGAUUUCAUUUUGCCUUGUGAUGUUAAUGAAUAUCCCAUAGAAAUAAAAGAAGAAAGCAAGUUCACAGAGAAGAAACAAAAAUAUGAAUAUCCUCUGGUAUUUGACCGGCAAAGAUGGAGGAAAAUGAGCUCAAUGUCUUUGCUUUUCAAACGUGUAUCUCCCAAGGCCUUUGAAGUGGAACAUGAUUUUAAAUUUUUCGAGUCUCUUUCUUCCCCAAAGCUUCGAAGACAUGCCUUGGAAGGUUUCAUGACUGAAAACAAAGAAGCGGGGAUUAUUUUUGGUUCUCUGCCGAUAUAUAAGGUACCAAGCCCCACUAGUCUAAGAUUCCUUCCACUCAUUGGUUCAGAUGUACAAAGGGAGUCUUCAGAUGGCAUUCCAGGAAAGAAGAAGGGAGGUCAUGUUCAACAUGAAAAAACACAACGGAGGAGAAGCCUGAGAAAACAUUUAGUCCCACAGAUAAAUCUGGCUUCUUCCUUCUUCCCAGCCAUUGCCAAGUAA